Chironomus riparius is the source of this 1303-nucleotide messenger RNA. The record is from the annotation of a GenBank genome assembly. Lineage: Eukaryota; Metazoa; Arthropoda; Insecta; Diptera; Chironomidae.
CAAAACAAUUACAAAAAAUAUCUCAACUUAGACUCACUGGAACUUGAAAAUAAUGAUAAAUAGUCAUGCUCGUUAGCUUUGAGUCUCAGUCUGAAUUUAUACAAUGAACAACGGUGAUUUAUAUUUAAGAAAUAAUGACGUUCAGCGUCGCGAUUCAAAGGAAGUGAUCGAUGAAUUUUCACAUCAUUUUAAAUGGAAAUACGACGGAAUGGAUAAGAUGUUAGAUAUUGGUUGUGGAACUGGAGAUGUUUUAUAUGAUUUUGUGCUGCCGGAAGUACCUAAAAAUAUUCAAAAAAUUAUCGGCAUCGACAUUUCUCAAAAAAUUCUUGAAUGUGCAAGAGAAAAUUUCGGAAGUGAAUCGAUGGAAUUCCAUCAAGCAGACAUUUCAAGUAUUUCAUGUUGUCAAAAUUUUGGCAAUGAGGAAUUUGACAACAUAACAUCAUUUUACUGUCUUCAUUGGAUUCAGAAUCAAAAACAGACGUUCGCCAACAUUCAUAAACUUCUCAGACCUAAUGGCGUUGCGAUAAUUAAUUUCUUGAUAGAAACUCCACUUUUUGAUAUUUAUGAGCGGCUAUCGAAAUUUAAGAAGUAUAGGGAAUAUAUGAAGGAUGUUAAACAAUUCAUAUCACCAUAUCAUCAUGAAGAACAGCCACUUGAGAUGGUUAGGAAGUAUUGUAAAAAUGCUGGCUUUAUAAUCAAUCAUAUGGAGAUUCGAGAGAAGAUUUACUUCUAUCGAGAUGAACAGCAGUUAAAAGAAGCUCUCAAAUCAGUCAAUCCAUUCACCAAGCGAAUGCCGCAAAAACUACAACAAAACUUUAUCGAUGACUAUGUGAAGCUUGUCGGCGAAAUCACAGAAAAUCGCUUUCAUAACGAUGAGAAAAUAAUUUCACGCUAUAGAUUACUAAUAGCUGUUUUAACACUUCUUGUUCAUCCAUCAGCUUCACUUUACGAAAGUGAUGAAAAUAUUGCAUUACUGACAUCAAAAAAUUUCGAUGAUCUUGUCGUCAAGUCAAGCAACAUGUGGGUGGUUAUGUUCUACUCAUCUCGAUGUCGGCAUUCAAUCAGCAUAGAUCAAGAGUUUAGCAGAAUUGCAAGACGAUUGAAUUAUCAUUUCUUUGUUGGUGCUGUCGAUUGUUUGAAGGAAAAAGAAGUUUGUUAUAGACUAUAUAGAAUUAGUGGAUAUCCAUCUAUUGGUUUUUUGUAUGACAAAUUAAUUAUUGAUUUUCGUGGUGACAUUAAUUUUGUGGAUGUUUCGAAUGCUGCUUUUAGCGCUUUUAAUGAAUAUGUUGAUUAUUUUAGUUGA